GCUGAAUGAACCUUGAGCUACUUGACUCGGCUGGCCAGGACUAUCCCGAGGUGGUUGAACGCUACUUGGAAGACGGCUUUGCGCAAACCUGCGCUUUCAAUCGAUUUGGCACGCUGCUCGCUGCUGGGUGCAACGAUGGUCGUGUUGUCGUUUGGGAUUUUGAUACCCACUCGGUUGCCCGUCACUUGACCGGUCAUGUUCAUCCCGUCAGCUCUGUCAGUCGAUUUUUGCUCUCUGGGUCCUCGGAUACCAACGUUAUUCUAUGGAAUGUCGCCACCGCCGAGCGAAUGAAAACCUUCCGAUUCAAUUCGGCAAUCAUGUCAUGUCAGAUGCACCCACGCAAUUGUGAUUACUUUAUCGCGUGUCCUAUCGGCUCUGCGCCGGUGCUUGUAGAGAUUGCAACCGACAAGCGCUUUGAGCUGCCAUCAGAUGUUGAUCCGGAAACGGGCUUGGGCACCAACUUUCACACUUCCAGCGCAUCCGCCUCGGCAUCGGCAGGGCUCACUCCUGCCACCUUCGGACGCGGCGGCAAGCGGAUAUUUGUUGGCAAUCCUAAAGGUCGAGUGUUGCUAAUCGACACAACGACACGAGAGACGUCCGAUCGUAUUUUCAUUUGGGAGCGGGAUGCCACAGGACCUUGGAUUAAAAUCCUCGAAGGUCUCAAGGAACACAACCUGGAUGUGGUGUGGCACCCAAUGCGCCCCAUCAUUGUGUCGAUUUCAUUUUCAGGCACCAUCUUCGUCUGGAACAUCAAGCGCGUCGAGAACUGGAGUGCCUUUGCCCCAGACUUUGCAGAGCUCGAAGAGAAUGUGGAAUAUGUCGAACGAGAGGACGAGUUUGAUAUUAUUGACGAGGAGCAGGUCAAAAAGAAAAAGACUCUCGAUGAAGACGAGCUCAUUGAUGUGGAAACUGUGAAAAAAACCGUUUGGAGCAGCGACGAGGACGAGUAUGGCGAGGAAGAGGGCAUCUUUUGCCUUUUGCCGCUUGUCACGACCACGGAUGCGACGUUCUCACAAGCUGUAGCUGCAGCCAAGUCAGCGGUUGAGGAAGCCGAGCGCCAAUCGGCGAUCGAAAAGCGAUCUGCAGACGAGCCCAUUCAGGGCGACGCCAAACGUUCGCGCACUGAACCUGAAGAGUCCAUUGCCAAAGCCGAGUCAUAG
Capsaspora owczarzaki ATCC 30864 is the source of this 1160-nucleotide messenger RNA. RefSeq lists its product as hypothetical. Gene Ontology annotation, cellular component: Set1C/COMPASS complex. Lineage: Eukaryota; Filasterea; Ministeriida; Capsasporidae. Bases 6 to 1160 code for a protein of 384 amino acids. Gene Ontology annotation, molecular function: protein binding. The transcript has 8 exons. The record is from RefSeq and is a predicted model, not a curated record.